Molecule: messenger RNA, 2247 nt
Organism: Marchantia polymorpha subsp. ruderalis
Lineage: Eukaryota; Viridiplantae; Streptophyta; Marchantiopsida; Marchantiales; Marchantiaceae
Source: the annotation of a GenBank genome assembly
AUUCUCCCGGUCAAGGAUUCCUGAGAUACCGGAAGCGAGACUGAAGAUGCUCGUUCAGGACCGGGGUCCGUUCAAUCCGGAUAUGGAGGCGUGGCUAAUUAGCACGUGAUUAGUGUUUGCGCAUGAAGAAGUUAGUAGCAGGUCAUAACCACGGCCCGCCCCGGAUCUGGAGGAAGGAAGAGGUUAUCAGGUCAUAAUCACGUCCGGAGCAAAAAGAUCGGGAGCUUACGGGCUCCAAACGGGAAUCUGCCAAUGGAGGACAGAGCGACUUCUAGAACCUUUUGACCACGCACGAUCCGGGGAACAGGCGAGCGGAGAGCGCACUGGGGAAGGGGGGGAAGAAAGCCCGGAAAAGCACCGACGCGCGAGUCCGCUGUGCAAACCUCACUCGGCCUGCACGACGAGAUGGGCGUCGCCGGCGGGAUCUUACUCUGGAGGGGGCGAGACGCGUUCGCUGGUGCCCUUCCCUCCGACUUCGGAAGCGCUGGAUUUUAAACGCCUCGGUGAUUAAGUAGGCGUUGACUGAAUCCGCAUGAUUCGAGUCUGGAAGGGAAUAGAAUUGCUGACUGGCGGAGCUGCUUUCAGAGGCAGGGAGUACCCGGCAGUUUAAUAUCCCCAAAUCGGAGCCGAGGAGGGAACGAAGAGAAUCGUCUGCGGUAGAUCAAAAGGACUGAAGCGAGAGUGGGUAGAGAUCAGCAGAGUACACUUGCCGAUUCAGUCUUGGAGCAGAGCAGAGCAGAGCCGCGCAGCAGAUCCAGAAGCUAGCACUACCGUCGUCGAGCAGCAGCGGAGUCGGAGUCGGAGUCGCUCGAAAUCAUGGCAGCUGCGAAGAAGAAGGUAGUGGUAGUGGGAGGAGGCGUUGCGGGCAGUUUGCUCGCGCACGGUCUGGAGAACGAUGCGGACGUGACGCUCGUCGACCCCAAGGACUUCUUCGAGGUUCCGUACUCGCAGCUGCGAUCGACCGUGGAACCGUCCUUCGCAGACCGCUCGCUGGUGCUGCACACCGAUUACCUGAAGAAGGCGAAAUUCGUCCAAGCCUCGGCCGUCAAAGCCACGGAGUCGGAGCUCACCACCGAUACGGGCGAGAUCAUCCCAUUCGACUUCCUCGUCGUGACCACGGGCACCACCUUCCGCGGCGUGAAGACGAAAGCCGAGCGCCUCCAGCAGUUCGAAGCGGAUCACAAGAAAAUCGUCGAAUCUCAGAACAUUCUCAUCAUCGGAGGGGGCCCGGUCGGCGUGGAGUUGGCCGGCGAGAUUCUUCAAGACUUCCCCAAGAAGAAGGUUACCCUAAUCCACAGUGGCGACCGCCUGAUUCAGUUUUUGGGACCGAAGGCUUCCGAGAAGGCUGAGAAGUGGCUCAAAACGAAGGGAGCCGAAGUUAUCUUGAACGACCGUGUCGAAAUUGAAGGCCUGGCGCCUCCUACCUACGUGACCAAGGGUCAGAAGCAGAUCAAGGCCGAUGCGCACUUCGUAGCGGUGGGCAAGAAGCUGGGCAGCGACUGGCUCCUCGAGUCCCCGAUUCUCAAGGACAAGGUGACCAACGAGGGCCGGCUGCAGGUCGAAGGAACUUGCCUCGUUACAGGACUGACAAACGUGUUCGCCGCGGGUGACAUCACCGAUUUCAAGGAGAUCAAGCAAGGGUUCACCGCGGCCAACCACGUUGCGACCAUCAUUUCCAACAUCAAGAAAUUGACCAAAAACCCUGCCGAUAAGAAGCUGGUCGUGUACAAGGCGCUAGAAAAGCCAUUUGGCAUCGUCUCCUUGGGACGAGUGGACGCCGUCGCCCAACUCCCUUUCGCUACCAUCAUCGGGUGGGUACCCGGGAAAUUGAAGAGCAAGGAUCUUUUCGUGGGUAAGGCUCGGGGGGAUCUAGGAAUCAAAGCGAAAUGAUGACCACCGACUGCUCGGACGCCCGUCUUCUCUCGAGUUCUUGAUUCUCAUCGUGCACCUUCGGUGCUCCCUCCACAUCCUUGAUACCGUGCGGUCCCGGCUGUGUCUUGGGUAUACUACUGCGAGAUUAGUACUCUGUCACUGAAAAAGCCGAUCAAAAAUAGGAAUAUGUGUUUCAUACGGUACGCAGAGGUUGACUUUUUUACCAUAGUAAGGUAGUUCGCUUCAAGAAUUCUAGAUCUCCGUUGCACAAGACUAGUUUUACAUCAAGUUGUAGAUUCUGAAGUGGUCUGUAAAGAUUGUCAUAGCUGUAAAUCAUUUUUUAAAGCAACUUCGCAUACUUGUUUCUCUUGCACA